AUCUCAAUCAUUUCAUCUUUAGGACAAAGCGCAUUUUUCUGAAUGCCCUUUAUACAGUCCCUCUUUCUCAGCAUCAUUUAAAAAUGGUGAUUAAGAAACAUUCGAGAUGAUCCAGAUGGGGCACUCUCACAGUCCAUUCCAAUUUCCUGCAAAAUUCAACGUGGCUUUCGGGUGGCCAUGUUAUCUUCCAAUUGGAAACUGGUAAACCACUUAGAAGGACAUUAGUUGAGCUAACAUUUCCCCGUCAAAGCGAUAAAGCCAUGUCUGCAUACGGUCAUAUGAUGGAGAGGGAAUUUUCCGCUCAAAGUCUUUCAACCAGAGGAGGUUCAGAAGUAGGAAGCCGUUAUACUGUGGAGACGGGGCUUUACAUUACUUCUUUUGCUGCCACAGUCCUCAUUGCUGGACUUGUGACAGUUGGUGUUUCGCUAAUGACCCUAUUGAUUACAUUGGCUGUAAUGUUGCGGUCAUGUCAAACUCAGAGUGCUGGUGUUGUUGAGAGUCUUGAGAUCUGGAAAUCCACCGAUGAUUAUAACUAUUGCAAAACUUUUGUUCUGCAUGCGGAACUAAAUCUUUUGCCUUCAGCUUCUUUCCCAGCAAUGUGCAAAAGCUUUGCUGUUGGUUACAUUAAAGACGGUCACUACCUGAAAGACUUAAAUAUUACAGUUGGAUUGGCAGAGCAAUACUUCAGUAAUCUCAAACCACUUCCUGAUGGCUGUGACGUCGUGUUAAUGGACAUUGAUGACCUCUUGCCAGAAGAUUCUUUCUAUCCCUACCAAGUGCUACAUCGAUUCAAGGAGCAUGUUUGUAGUGAUUGCAUUGAAGAUGUGAAAUAUCUGAAGCACCUAUUUUUUCGACAACUGUACCUGAUACUUAAAGAUGGUGGGUGGAAACUGAUUUUCUUGUCUAGGAAGACUGAGAGACUACAUAAUACCACAGCAGAAUACCUUACUUCUGCUGGAUUUGGUGGAUGGUCAUCGUUAAUCAUGAGAACUGAUAAUGAACUGCAAAUGGACCUACCUGAAUAUUUUUCCCUUCGAAGAAGUAUACUGCAAAAGGAAGGAUUCCGGAUUGUUGCUGUGGUUAGCAGCCAGAUGGAUGCUUUAACCGGCCCAUCUUUAGGAAGACGUGUUUUCAAGCUUCCAAACCGUAUUUUUAAUUUUCAAACGGAGCAUUACCCUGAAAGCAGAGAUGUAUUGAAGUAAACUCUGCCGAUGAAAAUUUUCUUAGGAGAUACUUAGAAGAACCAUGUCUCAACUACAUAUCAUAUGGAAUUUGGCUUGCAGCUUGCAUAAGGGGGGAAUUGUUGAUUUGUCUUGGUUGGAUCUUGAUGGUCCUAGCCUUAAGCUACAUUUAUUCUACUCUUCAAAUUUUUAUUUUUUUAUUUUUGUAAUUUGUAGUAUAUUUUAUUGCUAAUUUGCUCAUAGUGACUUGCCAUUUUUGUUGAAACAGCGAUUUAGAACUUUUCUUCAUCUAUUUAUAAUUCAUUGUCUGUAUUUAUUA
Nicotiana tabacum (common tobacco) is the source of this 1500-nucleotide messenger RNA. RefSeq lists its product as uncharacterized. The record is from RefSeq and is a predicted model, not a curated record. NCBI's taxonomy places the organism in Eukaryota, Viridiplantae, Streptophyta, Magnoliopsida, Solanales, Solanaceae.